Messenger RNA from Geodia barretti, 768 nucleotides. NCBI's taxonomy places the organism in Eukaryota, Metazoa, Porifera, Demospongiae, Tetractinellida, Geodiidae. The record is from the annotation of a GenBank genome assembly.
UUGGCCGUGGCUGGCAUUGCAGGGGUAUACGUGCCGUUCCGGGUGGACGUCGUGGCGGAAUUCCUGCGGCUGGCGCCGUCGUUGGGGGUCCGUGGGCUGUCGGUGACCAUCCCGCACAAGGAGACGGUGAUGGCUCUUCUGGCGCGGACCGACCCGUCGGUUCGCGGGGCCGGAGCGUGCAACACGCUGGUCUGGGAGCAGGGCGGGUGGACCGGGUACAACACCGACAUCGCGGGUUUUCUGGCACCCCUGCAGCCGGCGCUGGCAGCCGGUCGUGUGCGGCGCGCUACGGUGGUCGGCGCCGGUGGUGGCGCCCGGGCAGUGGUGUGGGCGCUGCGCGGUGCCGGGGUGGAGGUGCUCGUCGUCAACCGCAAUCUGCAGCGGGCGCAGCAUCUCGCGGCCGAGAUGGGUGCCGCGGCCAUCGCCCUGUCCGCCGGUGAUCUGGCAGCACAGGUCGCCCGCCACAGCGAUCUGAUCGUGCAGGCCACCAGUGUCGGGAUGCAUGCCGGCGCGGCAGAUGCAGCGCGCGGCGCGGCCCACGAUCCCAUCGCCGCGGUCCCGCUCGCCGGACACGAGACCGUGUACGACAUCGUCUAUACACCCCCGAACACUCCCCUGAUUCAGCGUGCUCGGGAGGCCGGCUGCCAGGUCGUCACCGGCGGGGAGAUGCUGCUGGGCCAAGCCUACGAGCAGUUCCGUCUGUUUACCGGGAUAGAAUACCCCGCCAGCGAACGGGGGCACAUGAGCGCCGCGCUUGGCGCCGGAUAA